AUGUUUGUCAAUCAGUUUAAGCAAUGCGUUGACUCUAUGAAAAAUCAAGUUCCAUCAGAAUUGAAUGGUUCUUCAGGUAUUCGUGUACCAUCAGAUUCACUCAACUUGACAUCAGACAGUCUACAAAUUCCUAUACAGAAUGGUAGUGGUGUAGUCAACCCAUCCUCAGCGACAUUGACAUCAACAUGUAUGAAUAGUAUUACUCAUAGUACUCUACAAAACCUACCAAGUUCACAACAACACAUCAAUUCUACUCCAUUACCUACAGUUCAAGGUGUCGUUCCUACAGCAACGACAACAACAACAACAAACCAUGCUACUUCAGCCUCUCUUCCUGCACAAAAUGAUGUCUAUUCAAAUAAUCAAUCUGUACAAAAUCAGCUGAAAUCAGCUCAAGCACAAGUAAGACGACUAGAAGCUGAGAUUAGUCAUCUUAAGCGCUAUGCAAUGCCAGUGAUGGGUGGUUCGUUGAAUGGUGGAUCAUCUUAUCCUACGAAUUAUCCAAAUAUUGAGCCAGGAGUGCCGAUGGAUGCUGAUAUUCCAGACUUACGAUGUGGUAUUGGUCGCUUGGAUCUAGAUGGAUUGAACGGUGGUGGUGUUAACAAUAACGGUGAGUGGAUCAACGAGUUAAGCAUCAAUAACAAACCUAAGCCAGUUGGAACUAUUCAUCCAUCGUUGGUACAAGGGAAUCAGAACAGACCCAUAUGGAUAGAUCGUGCUUCUCAGGACACCAUUCGAUCAUUGCACACACGUCUUGGGAAUGUAUUAAAAGAAGCCUUAGAAAUACAUAAUCGACUUGGUUCACUUCUGUCUUCACCAUCCGUAGAAUAA
Molecule: messenger RNA, 831 nt
Organism: Heterobilharzia americana
Lineage: Eukaryota; Metazoa; Platyhelminthes; Trematoda; Strigeidida; Schistosomatidae
Source: the annotation of a GenBank genome assembly